AAUUUUGAUGAAUAAUUUAAAACAAUAUACUUUGAUGCAAAAAUUAAAUUGACUAACUCAGUGCACGCGUGGCAAGCCGCAUUAGCACCGUUUUUUCCGCCGGCGCUAGGGUUCCGAGUGGAUAAUGGACGAUAGACACUCGACGACGACGGCAACACCAGAACCCUCAACUGCAUCGGCAUACCUUAAUCCUUCCUAUUGGGAUGAGAGGUUCUCUAAGGAAGAGAAAUAUGAGUGGUUCAAAGAUUAUUCCCAUUUUCGCCACCUCAUUAAACCCCAUCUAACACCCCAUUCAUCUGUUCUUGAGCUUGGAUGUGGAAACUCACAAAUGUGUGAAGGGUUGUACAAGGAUGGAACAACCAACAUAACUUGCAUUGACCUUUCACAUGUUGCAGUUCACAACAUGCAAAAUCGUUUACUUUCUCACGGAGUCAAAGACAUAAAAGUGAUGCAAGCUGAUAUGCUAGAGCUACCUUUUGACGAUGAGUGUUUUGAUUUGGUUAUCGAGAAAGGGACUAUGGAUGUAUUGUUUGUGGAUAGUGGUGACCCAUGGAAUCCGAAGCCGGAAACUAUGUCCAAAGUCAUGUCAACAUUGAAAGGUGUUCACAGGGUUUUGAAACCAGAUGGCAUAUUUAUCUCAAUAACUUUUGGCCAGCCACAUUUCCGGCGUCCUAUAUUUAAUGCACCAGAUUUCAGUUGGUCUGUUGAGUGGACUACUUUUGGUGAAACCUUUCACUAUUUCGUCUAUGUUUUGAAGAAGGGACAGAGGUCUUUGAAUGAGGAUAUACCACCUGUUAAGAGGUCUGAAAUGCUGCCUAUUAAUUUGCUCCACGAGGAGUUAGAAAGUGAAGAUUUUGCUUUUCGAAUCAACGUUGAUGAGUUGAACUAUUAGGGCCUAAAAGUACUUGCAUCAGGACCUCCAAAAUAGUUCAGAGUAUUUGGCUCUUUUUUGGUUGUUGUAGCGCUAAUUCUCUUUCUACGGCAUAUCACAUAACUUUGGCUCAAAGUUGCAUCAUGAGUCUUCUUAACUAUGUAAUACAAAUACAUCUACGGUUAUUCCGGUGUCUAUUUGUAACGAGGUGGAAAGACUUUGUCGUAAUUACGCAUGAGGUUCCACUUCAAAUGAGAAAAAAUGUCAUUAAUUAAUUUCCCGGGACACUAUUUGGAAACCCAAAAAUGUUGGAGGCCUAGGUUUUUGAAACUAAUAAUGGUUAAUGAGUUACAUGAUGAAGUUGAGUA
Messenger RNA from Cicer arietinum (chickpea), 1239 nucleotides. RefSeq lists its product as uncharacterized. The record is from RefSeq and is a predicted model, not a curated record. Lineage: Eukaryota; Viridiplantae; Streptophyta; Magnoliopsida; Fabales; Fabaceae.